Messenger RNA from Plodia interpunctella (Indianmeal moth), 3942 nucleotides. RefSeq names its product Topoisomerase 1 (gene Top1). The record is from RefSeq and is a predicted model, not a curated record. Lineage: Eukaryota; Metazoa; Arthropoda; Insecta; Lepidoptera; Pyralidae. Gene Ontology annotation, molecular function: DNA topoisomerase type I (single strand cut, ATP-independent) activity; DNA binding. Gene Ontology annotation, cellular component: nucleolus; chromosome. The coding region runs from base 116 to 2947 and encodes 943 amino acids. The transcript is spliced from 10 exons. Gene Ontology annotation, biological process: DNA topological change; DNA replication; chromosome segregation.
CAGAUUGCACCUCGAACGACGCAUGCGCAUUCGUCACUUUACGGCACUUAGAAAAUUGCGACCGCUCGGCCAGCUUCAUGAAAUCUGGAACAAACGUUGGUAAUACGUAGGCAAAAUGAGUGUCGAAAACCCAGCCAGUGAUAAUGAUUAUGAUCCUGGAAAGGUAAAUGGCAAUAAAAGUGAACACGUGAACGGUAUUCAAAACGGCUAUAGCAGCUCCGAGAAGCACAAAUCCAGUCACAAGUCAUCCAGUAAGGAUAAACAUCGGGAUAAAGACCGCGACCACAAAAGUUCAAAACACAGUUCUAGCAGAGAUAAGGAUAAGGACAGACAUUCAAGUAGUAAAACUCAUCACAGCAGUUCCCACAAGUCCUCAAGCAAAGACAAGGAACGCAGCGACAAAGAAAGGAGUAAGGAGUCCAGUAAAGAUAAGGAGCGGAGUGACAAAGAUAAGGAACGUAGUGAAAAAGACAAGGAGCGUGGUGACAGAGACAAGCAUCGCAAUGACAAAGAUAAACACAGGGACAAAGACAAGAGUGACCGUGAUAAAGACAAGCACAGAAGUAGCAAUGGUGAGAAGAAAUCAUCUUCUAAAGAUAAGGAGAAGGACAGAGAGCACAAGAGUUCAUCCUCAAAAGAACACAAAUCUAAAGACAGGGAUAAGGAGCGAGAGAAAGACCGUAAAGACAAGGGUGAUAAAGAUAAACAUAGGAGUGAUAAAGAUAAACACUCAAGUUCUAAAGACAAACACAGUUCCAGUAAAAAUAAAGACAAGAGUAGUGAGAAACAUGAGAAGGUCAAAUCAGACAAUUCUCAGGACUCCCCUGUUAAAGACCCCUUGCAGAUAGAUGAAGUGAAGAAUGAAAUCAAGGAAGAGCCUGUAGAUGAAUAUGGAUAUGGCCUCAACACCACUGUGUCAUCUUGUGACUACAGCUUGUCACAGUUUAAGGAUGAGCCCCUGUCGGAACUUCCACAAGACGAGGACAGUGAAGAGGACACACCAUUACUUGAACGCAUGGCUGCUAAAAAGCGGGCGGCAAGCGAAAGUGAAGAAGAUAUCCCUCUACUUCAGCGUAAAAAGUCUAAGAAGAAAGUGAAGAAAGAACCAGUUUAUGAUGAUGACGAAGAUGAAGAAGAAAUUAAACCGAAAAAGAAGAAAAUCAAACCAGAGAAAAGAAAAUCGGGCCCUAUAAAACAAGAGUCUAAUGAAUCUAUCAGCCCAACCAAGAAGAAGAAAAAGCAAGAAGAGGAGCAAGAGGUCUGGAAAUGGUGGGAAGAAGAAAAGAAAGAUGACGGAACAAAAUGGAAAUUUCUUGAACACAAAGGACCCUUGUUUGCUCCUCCUUAUGAACCUUUGCCUUCUAAUGUUAAAUUCCGGUACGACGGUAAAGAGGUGAGGUUGUCCCAAGAUGCAGAGGAAGUGGCUGGAUUCUAUGCACGUAUGUUGGAUCACGAUUAUACUACUAAAGAUACAUUCAACAACAAUUUCUUUGCUGAUUGGCGUAAAGUCAUGACAAAAGAGGAAACUAAGCUUAUUACGAAUCUCUCAAAAUGUGACUUUAAAGAAAUGCAAGCCUAUUUCCAAAGUGAAUCAGAAAAGAAUAAAAAUCGUAGCAAAGAGGAAAAAGCUGCUCUCAAAGCCAAAAAUGAAGAAAUACAAAAAGAAUAUGGCUUCUGUACAAUUGAUGGUCAUAAAGAAAAAAUUGGCAAUUUUAGAAUAGAACCUCCUGGCUUAUUCAGAGGUAGAGGUGAACAUCCGAAAAUGGGUAUGUUGAAGAAGCGUGUCAUGCCUGAGGAUGUGUUAAUCAACUGUUCUAAGGAUAGUAAGGUACCUAAACCACCUGCAGGACACAAAUGGAAAGAAGUGCGACAUGAUAAUACUGUCACAUGGUUGGCAUCUUGGACUGAAAAUGUACAAGGACAAUCAAAGUAUGUCAUGCUUAAUCCUAGUUCAAAAUUGAAGGGUGAAAAAGAUUGGCAAAAAUAUGAGACUGCAAGAAAACUUCACAAGUGCAUUGAUAAAAUCAGAGACACAUAUCGUAACGACUGGAAAGCUAAAGAAAUGCGAGUACGGCAGCGUGCUGUGGCACUUUAUUUUAUUGAUCGACUAGCUUUAAGAGCUGGCAACGAAAAAGAUGAUGACCAAGCUGACACAGUUGGUUGCUGCUCUCUGAGAGUGGAACAUAUAGAGCUUCAUAAAGAAAAAGAUGGCCAAGAUUUUGUAGUGGUAUUUGACUUCCUCGGUAAAGAUUCUAUCAGAUACUACAAUGAAGUAGCAGUGGAAAAGAGAGUGUUUAAGAAUCUCGAACUGUUCAUGGAAAACAAAAAAGAUAGUGAUGAUCUCUUUGAUAGACUUAAUACACAAACCUUAAACGAGCAUUUGAAAGAAUUAAUGCCAGGUCUUACGGCAAAAGUGUUCCGUACCUACAAUGCUUCUAUUACAUUACAAAGGCAAUUAGAUGAGCUAACAGAUGCAAAAGUCUCAAUUCCUGAAAAGAUUUUAGCCUACAAUAGAGCAAAUAGAGCAGUAGCUGUGCUGUGUAACCAUCAGCGUGCAGUGCCUAAAGGUCAUUCAAAAUCAAUGGAAGCUCUCAAAGAAAAAAUACAAGCUAAACGUGACCAGGUUGAUGAGGCUGAACAUGAUCUAAGAGAUGCCACUAAAGCCGCAAAACGUGGCUCUGCAAAGGAAAAGAUUAUAUGUGAUAAGAAGAAGAAAGCUUUAGAGCGUCUGAAAGAACAACUGAAAAAAUUAGAACUACAGGAAACAGACCGUGAUGAAAACAAAACUAUUGCACUUGGAACUUCAAAAUUGAAUUAUCUUGAUCCUCGUAUAUCUGUUGCAUGGUGCAAGAAGCAUGGCGUGCCUAUCGAAAAGAUUUACAACAAAACUCAACGCGAUAAGUUCCGCUGGGCGAUCGACAUGGCCGGGCCUGAAUACGUGUUCUAAACGCAAUCUGAUUAGCAUUAGCUAUAAUUUUAUAUGCAUAGUUAUUUGAAUAAUUAUGAAAACGUUCCAAUUAUACAUACUUUGUUUAUAUACACUGUGAAUGUUUUAUGAAUUUUUGACAUGUAAAGUCGAGGGUGUUGCUUUGUAGUAUUGUUAUAUUUUUGGACCCUAAACAAAUUGAUGUAUUGUUCCUUUGUUUGAUUAGGUUCUAAAUUAGAAGUCUGAUUCUAAUUUAUUUAGAAAAUUGUUUUCAAGUUUGCUUAGAAUGUUAGGCUAAGCUAUAGAUUAAAUGAAUAGUAGUAAUAUUGUUUAUAUAGAUUUUGUUCAAAAUUUUCCACCAAGCCUUGACAUUAUUAAAAUGUUGCCAGAAACUGUAGAUGAAAUCCAGAUGCAUUGCAUUAUAUGACAACAUAAUAGGUACAUAUUUUAAAUAUUGUGAUUUUUUUAUUUCGUUAUUUUGUAUAUAAAAUCUGCAAGUUCGCGAGACGACGCUGGAACCAGAGUGAUCUACGUCACGUCGCGAAAUUAGUACACUUUAAUUCAGUAUCGCUUGAAAUGUGAUCUUCGCAAUUUUGUAACAACUUAUUGGUAAAAUUAAAAUGUCACUUGGAUUGCUCUGGUAACAGGGUUAUUUAUACUGCAUCUACUUAAGUUAUACAUCUCUUCUACAAAUUAGCAAUACUUUAAAUGUUAUAAUGUCCUGUGCUUAGUUAGAAAGAUAACAUUCGGAAAAAUCAAAGUGAGUUAGUAGCGUGUAACUAGAUAUGAUGUAAAUUAUUUUGGUGUGUAUGUGCACAAUGCUGUAAAGUAAGAAAUAAUGUUAUUUUAUUUUUAUAAUUAAGAUCAAAAAUUGUGGCAAAACAAAGCCGUCAAUGUUAAGAAGGUACAAUGUUAAAAGGUAAAUUACAAAUAUGUACUUGUAAAUAGUAAAUUUUUACCAUGUCAUACAAUUGUGAAAUGAGAUUAUCCAAAUAAAUAAAACAUUGACACUAGGA